Messenger RNA from Benincasa hispida (wax gourd), 1932 nucleotides. RefSeq names its product putative glucuronoxylan glucuronosyltransferase IRX7. Gene Ontology annotation, biological process: glucuronoxylan biosynthetic process. Gene Ontology annotation, molecular function: glycosyltransferase activity. The record is from RefSeq and is a predicted model, not a curated record. NCBI's taxonomy places the organism in Eukaryota, Viridiplantae, Streptophyta, Magnoliopsida, Cucurbitales, Cucurbitaceae.
UCCUUCAAUAUUUUGGCAAACUCAACCAAACUCCAAUAAUUAAUUACAAUACAAAGAAAACCCAUCAAAAUUUUGAUAAAAAGUUUUCUUCUUUUGGCCAUUGCUUGAUCUUUUGCCAACUCCAAAUCCAACCCACACCAUUCUCUUUCUUCAUCUCUAAGCAUCACCCACCAAAAAAAAAAAAAAAAACCCCCAAAAAUCCACAAUUAAUCUCUAUCUUAUAUGCUUAUCCACCCAAAAAAUGAGUAUCCCAUAAUUGUUCUUCCUAAGAUGGUGGAGAUUUCAAGAACCUCCAAGAAAAAAAGAUUCUUGAAGAAUUUGAAUAUCAUCAAUAAUCAUAGAAAUAAUAGCCUUAUAAUUUGCUUCAAAUCUUCCAAAUACCUUCUUCUUUGUUCUUGUUUUUCCUUCUAUUUCUUCACUUCUUUUCUCCUAACCUAUAAUAACCCAAAUCCAAAUUUGAUUCAUCAUCUCUCCAAUUCCAAACUUUUUCCCUCAAAGGCUCUAGCUGAAAAAUCCAAUUUUGAUUAUGGCCAUCCCAUUAAGGAUUUGAAAGUUUAUGUCUAUGAUUUGACGCCGGAUUUCAACGUCGAUUGGCUUUCCGAUGGCCGGUGCGGCAGCCAUUUGUUUGCUUCUGAGGUGGCCAUUCAUAGGGCCCUUUUGACUAGCCAUGUAAGGAGUUUGGAUCCUUAUGAAGCUGAUUUCUUCUUUGUUCCUGUUUAUGUUUCAUGUAAUUUUAGCUCCCUUAAUGGCUUUCCCGCUAUUGCUCAUGCUCCCUCUCUUUUGGCCUCCGCUGUUGACGUCAUCUCCAGUCAAUUCCCAUUUUGGAACCGUAGCCGUGGCUCCGACCACGUCUUUGUCGCUUCCCAUGACUUUGGUGCUUGUUUCCAUGCCAUGGAGGAUAUGGCUAUGGCGAACGGAAUACCUCAAUUCUUGAAGAACUCGAUCAUUUUGCAGACUUUUGGAGUUAAAUAUAAGCACCCAUGUCAAGAUGUUGAGAAUAUUUUAAUACCACCUUAUAUUGCACCGGAAUCCAUGGAAUCCGCCGUCGUUGACGGCCGCCGGAGAGACAUAUUCGUGUUUUUCCGGGGAAAAAUGGAGGUCAACCCCAAGAACGUCAGUGGUCGAUUCUACGGCAAGCGGGUUCGGACGGCGAUUUGGAAGAAAUUCCACCGUGACCGGCGGUUUUACCUCAGAAGGCAUCGGUUCGCCGGUUACUGGUCAGAGGUUGGCCGAUCUGUUUUCUGUUUGUGCCCUUUAGGAUGGGCCCCGUGGAGUCCGAGGUUGGUUGAAUCAGUUGCACUUGGUUGCGUGCCGGUCAUCAUAGCCGACGGCAUCCGGUUGCCAUUUUCUGCCGCCGUGGACUGGCCGGGAAUAUCGUUGACUGUGGCGGAAAAAGACGUCGGAAAAUUGGGGAAAAUUCUCGAACGUGUGGCGGCGACCAAUCUCACCGCCAUUCAAAACAACCUGUGGGACCCCAAGAAUCGGCGGGCCCUACUGUUCCACAAUCCCAUCCAACCACAAGACGCCACGUGGCAAGUCAUUGACGCCCUGGCGAAGAAGUUGGACAGGUCGUUUAGGAGUUCAAGGGUUCUUAACCAAUAGGAGGACGACACGUAGGAUGUCAGAUAGAUUUUUUGUUGGUCAUAAAAUAUUUUUGUUCACGGGACAGGUGGUCGAUUUUGAUUGGGCAGGUGACACGUGGCAACUCGUAAUGUUUGGUUGAGUCAAGAGUGGUAGUUGGAAAUCGGUUAGUAACUUUAGAGAAAUAGUUAGUUAAAAUUUAAAAUGGGAUAGUGACCUCCAACCCCAUAGGGAAAAAACCACAAUUUCAUAAAUGUAAAUGUUUGUACAAAGUCUAAAACUCUGAGUCGGGUUUGAAUCGUAGAUAUUUAUUUCAUAGAUAUGAAUAUUAAAUAUGAGAAUUUUCAAAAA